AUGACAGCCCUCCUCCUACCUGGUCUCGCCCUCGCCAACGACGCGACUUCCUCACCCACCCAGCUCUCCACCCCAUUUACCGACCAGACCACCGGCCUCGCCAUGGAACGCUUCUUCGGUGCCCGCACAUCCUUCUCUUUCGCAUUUGCCCUUCCCCCCACACCACCAGCGGCAGGCACGGCGGGAUCCUUCAUCGGCCAAAUGACCUUUCCACUCAGCCAGGGUCAGGGAUGGGGUGCCCUAGGCCUGAUAGGAGACAUGGAGGGCAACUUCAUCCUCGCGGCCUGGCCAGACGGCAAGGGCGGCGUGAUGGCCUCGUUCCGCCAGGCCAUCGACGAGGACAACCCGGCCGAGGUGACGGGCGCCUUCUCGGUCAAGCCCAUCCCGGGGGCCGACGGGACCGGCGUCUCGGUGAACCAGACCUCCCUGGCGUACACGUUCCUGUGCGACAAGUGUCUCGACAGCACCCUGGGGCUGGGGCCCGAGGCCAUCGCGGCGGGCUCGGCCGUCAUGGGCUGGGCGCUGUCGGAGCGCCCGCCGAUCGGAGACCCGAGCGACCCCGGCGCGCGGCUGGGCUUUCACGAGCGCGGGUUCGGCCCCUUCACCGCGAGGCUGGCGCAGGCCAUGACGGCUGGUUUCGACGCGGUCGCGGCCACGGUGGCCAGGACUGCCCCGGUGCCGGCGUCGAGGGCAGCUGUGGCGGCUGUGCCUGGAGCGGCGGCUGGGAAUGGGGGAGACAGUGGUGAUGAAGAGGACAGUGGGAAUGAAGGAGGUGGUGAUGGUGACGACAGCGAUGAUGAGGAUGACUAG
Molecule: messenger RNA, 810 nt
Organism: Microdochium trichocladiopsis
Lineage: Eukaryota; Fungi; Ascomycota; Sordariomycetes; Xylariales; Microdochiaceae
Exons: 1
Coding region: 1-810 (269 amino acids)
Source: RefSeq, a predicted model, not a curated record